Messenger RNA from Striga asiatica, 3355 nucleotides. The record is from the annotation of a GenBank genome assembly. NCBI's taxonomy places the organism in Eukaryota, Viridiplantae, Streptophyta, Magnoliopsida, Lamiales, Orobanchaceae.
GUUAUAUUUGUUUGUUCUCAUAUAAACGUAAUCGACCUCAGGUCCUCUCUCUCUCCUACUUCCCUUUGAAGAAAACAUUAUCGCCGACAAGGAAGAGGCGGCUCAGCUCAACUCUCGGGCUUAGUCUUUCUCAAGUUCUUUUCAGAUCAAUAUUUCGCCCAAAAAGAGGAAAGGUGAAAAAGAAAGAAGAUGGAUGAGUAUCAGGAGAUGGAGAGGUUUGGCAUGGAUAACGACUACGAAGAUGGACAGUGGAUUGGCGGUGAAUUCUAUGGCCGCCGCAGGCAGAAGCGCACCCAGACCAAAGACGACGUUCUCUACGGCGUGUUUGCCUCAGGUGACAGUGAUUCCGACUCUUACGAAGGUUUGGGGUCCAAAAAACGCCGCAAAGACUUAUCCAAGAGUACCGACUACUCCAAGCCUGUCAGCUUCGUCUCCACUGGCUCAGUUAUGCCCAGUCAGGAAAUCGACCGAGAUUCCAAAACAGAUAAAGAAAUACGAGACCAGGAUCCAAAGGCUGCUGCUCAUGAAGAAAAUGCGGAAGAGGACGAUUUUCUGCCUACCACCUUAAUGGGUGACUUGGUCCGAGCUGGCGGCGAGAGGCGUGAGAAGGAAAAGGAGAAGUCGAAGCAAACCAAGAAGCCAGCUCAAGCUGGCAACAGGCGGGCCCCCGACCCAAACGGGGCCGGUUCGUUCGAGAAGCACACAAAGGGCAUUGGGAUGAAACUGCUCGAAAAAAUGGGAUAUAAGGGAGGUGGGCUUGGGAAAAACGAGCAAGGAAUCACGGCCCCCAUCGAAGCCAAGAUCCGGCCCAAGAACAUGGGAAUGGGUUUCAACGACUAUAAGGAGGCGGCUCCGCCAGUACUGCAGGGAUUGGAUGAUAAAGCAACUCCUGGGCCGACUGGCCUGUCCACGGAGGUUCGUUCGAAGGAAAAGCGUUGGUCGAAGCAGGCUUUGAAGAAGAACAAGAAUAAGCAGGCUUUUCUAACGGCCGAGGAGCUGCUUGCUCGGAAGCAGGACCAAGCAACUGAGGUUGUGCAGAAGAUUUUCGACAUGCGAGGGCCACAGGUCCGGGUCCUGACGAAUUUGGAGAACUUGAAUGCUGAGGAGAAAGCUCGGGAGCAAGAUGUUCCCAUGCCCGAGCUACAACAUAAUAUUCAGCUGAUAGUUGAUCUGGCAGAGCUCGACAUACAGAAGCUGGAUAGGGAUUUGAGAAACGAGAGGGAGACAGUGUUUGCUCUGCAGAAAGAAAAGGAGAAGCUGCAAAAUGAGGCAAGUCGCCAAAAGCAACAGCUUGAGAACAUGGAGAUCAUUGUGAGCGUGCUCGACCAUAUAGGUGAACAGAGCUCCUCGGGGACGCUUACUUUAGAAUCCCUUGCAAAUUCGUUCAUGGACAUGCAGUUAAAAUUUGCGGAUGACUACACUCUAUGCAACUUAUCUAGCAUUGCAUGCUCGUAUGCUCUCCCCUUAUUUAUUAGGAUUUUCCAGGGAUGGGACCCACUUCAGAACCCGACUCACGGGGUCGAGGUUGUAUCCACGUGGAAAAAAUUGCUACAAGGGAAGGACUCCCUGAGUUUCUCCGGUGCAGCCUCACCGUACAUGCAGCUGCUUAUGGAAGUUGUUUUCCCUGCGGUGAGAAUAUCGGGGACGAAUUCUUGGCAUGCACGGGACCCAGAGCCCAUGCUCAGGUUUCUAGAGUCUUGGGAUGAACUUCUGCCACCAGUUGUCUUGCAGACCAUAUUAGACACUGUGAUUAUGCCCAAAUUAUCGGCCGCUGUCGACCUGUGGGAUCCACGCAGGGAGACCAUCCCAAUCCACUCGUGGAUCCACCCAUGGCUGCCAUUGUUGGGCCCGAAGCUAGAAUCCUGCUACCACACAAUACGCCACAGGCUUGCAAGCGUCCUUCAUGCCUGGCACCCAAGUGACAUGUCUGCCUACUACAUACUCUCCCCAUGGAAGACUGUGUUCGACCCCGCCAACUGGGAGCAGCUAAUGGUUCGGUACAUAAUUCCAAAGCUGUUGAUGGUCAUGCACGAGCUAUCUAUAAAUCCUGCGAACCAGAACCUUGAUCAGUUCUACUGGGUGAGGACGUGGGUCACAGCCAUACCCACGCACCACAUGCUGCCUUUGAUGGAUAUUUUCUUCAACAAGUGGCAGGAAGUCCUGUACCACUGGUUGUGUUCGAAGCCGGAUUUCGAGGAGGUGACUAAAUGGUACCUUGGAUGGAAAGAGCUUCUACCUCCAGAGCUUCAGGCGAAUGAGCACAUUCGAGCCAGGCUUAACGUCGGCUUGGACAUGAUGAACCAAGCAGUUGAGGGCAUGGAGGUGGUGCCGCCUGGCUUGAGGGAGAAUAUUGGUUAUCUGAGGGCCCGUGAACAGAGGCAGUUCGAGACUCAGAAGAAGGCGGCUGCUCAAGCUCAGUCGGAUGGAAUUGGUGGAGGGCAUGAGAUGAGCUUGAAAGAAGUUAUCGAGAUACAUGCGCAGCAGAAUGGCCUGCUGUUCAAGCCUAAGCCGGGGAGAAUGCAGGAUGGACACCAGAUAUAUGGGUUUGGUAAUAUAAGUAUAAUUGUGGACUCGCUCAAUCAGAAGGUGUUUGCCCAGGUGGACGAGAGGUGGAGUCUUGUGUCGCUCGAGCAACUGCUGGAUUUGCAUAACCGCUCUAGAUCGAGACGACAUUGAAUCUUGGAUUCACUAGAAGCUACUGGAUGUCCUUGUACACGAGAACAGGCCAUCUCCACAUUUACAGAAUCGGUUGACAGGUCAGAUCUGAAGGAGGCUCUGAGUCUGUCCGGUUAUUUUGAGCGGGGAAAGUGUGCGGGCAAAAGAGGUGUGCCCAUGUGCUGCUGGUAGUAAGAAGACGACUAGUACAAAUUUGAAUCCCGUGAAAUUGGACUUAAAGGUGGGAGAAAACGAGUGUUUUAUGGUCAUCUGGCAUCUGUGUCCUUAUCUAGACAAAGGUAACUUUCGAAACCAGCAGGGCUGUUAUUCCGAAAUCCAAAUAAACCUUAUUUCAUAAAUUAUAGUUUGACUUUAAGAUCUGGAGAUGAACCGAAAGCUAGGGCAUGUUUUGUAAUCAGAUUAAACUUAACGAAAAUCAUGCGAGGAAGUAGAAUCUUUGCAUUCCGUGAUUUUACCUUUUCUUCUUCCUAUUUGCAUUCAGUUGCUGUUCUUUGAUUUUGGGUUACUGGUGUUGAAAUUUGGUGAAAUUUCACUAUUUUUAAGAGAUCAACUUUGAAAGGUCUUCAAGUAUUUCAUUGAGGUUCCUGUUAUCUUGAGGAAGCUCUAUCAAGUGGGCUAGUGAAUUAGAAAGGUUCUAGCAAUCUUACCGGUUUUAGAGAAUAUUUUGAGUUGAGCAGCA